Messenger RNA from Hippoglossus stenolepis (Pacific halibut), 5356 nucleotides. It is a transcript of the gene antxr1c, whose product is annotated as ANTXR cell adhesion molecule 1c. Gene Ontology annotation, cellular component: membrane. Bases 489 to 2186 code for a protein of 565 amino acids. Gene Ontology annotation, molecular function: signaling receptor activity. The transcript has 18 exons. The record is from RefSeq and is a predicted model, not a curated record. Lineage: Eukaryota; Metazoa; Chordata; Actinopteri; Pleuronectiformes; Pleuronectidae.
CUCAGGAUGAAACAUGAAACCUGUUCCACUUGAGCCAAGUCUGUCCCCGUGGGCUCCCAGCUCCUCCAACUCCGCUUUCACUUGGCUUUUUUUUUCUCACACUCAAAAAACAGCGUUGACACUUUGUCAGGGACGCACAGACACUGCAUCGUCUUCUCCUUUGUCUUCUCUCUCUCUCUCUCUCUGUCUUCGGAUGUGUUCGUGCGAGCUGUGGGAUCGUGAGCCAUCUGAAACCCUGAUCUGUUUCUCAUGACUCCUUUCUUCAGUGGCUGUGAUGCGGUGUCACCGGUGAUGGCUGCAAACUGAGCACAGCAAACACAAAGAGACGCAGCGCCUGCAUCUUUUUUUGUCCUUGUCGCAUCUCCUCUCUGUCUCUGGGAUGUAAGAAGUCACUAAAGUACAGUUUUUUUUUUCUUUUUUCUUUCUUUUGUUUUACACAAAGGAACUAACUUUUUUUUUUUUUUCACCCACCCCCCCGAGGAGAAACUAUGGCGAGACUUGUGUCGAAUAUGCGUCUUGUUGUGUUUUUGUUGGGAUUAUUUUUGCUGGGCUCUCCAUCGGGAGGUGAGCCGGAGCCGCAGGAGGAGGAGCAGGAGGAGCCGGAGAGCUCCUGUCAGGGAGCAUUUGACCUCUAUUUUGUCCUCGAUAAGUCUGGCAGUGUGAAGAAUCACUGGGAUGAAAUCUACUACUUUGUGGAGAAUUUAGCUGAGAAAUUCAAAAGUCCAAUGCUGAGGAUGUCCUUCAUAACUUUCUCCUCCAGAGCUUCUACCAUCAUGAAACUAACAGAAAACAGAGUGGAAAUCAAAAAGGGGCUGAAUGCUCUGAAAAGGGAGAUUCCAGGUGGAGACACAUUCAUGCAUCUUGGAUUGCAGAGGGCAAAUGAGCAGAUUUACCAUGAGAACUUUGGCACGGCCAGUGUGAUUAUUGCACUGACAGAUGGUGAGCUGCAGGAGCAUCAGCUCAGCGAUGCACAGCAAGAGGGAGAGAGAGCCAGGUCUCUUGGAGCUAUCGUGUACUGCGUUGGUGUCAAAGACUUCAAUGAGACACAGCUGGCCACCAUUGCAGACACCAUCGAGCAUGUGUUUCCUGUCCUGGGUGGCUUCCAUUCCCUCCGGGGAGUCAUUGAUUCGAUCAUCAAGAAAUCCUGUAUCGAAAUUCUGGCAGCUGAGCCGUCCAGUGUGUGUGCAGGAGAGACUUUCCAAGUGGUGGUGAGAGGAAACGGGUUUCUUCACGCCAGAAACAUCGACCAGGUGCUCUGCAGCUUCAAAAUCAAUGAUACCAUCACAGUCAAUGAAAAGCCGGCUACAGUAGAAGACACAUUCUUACUGUGUCCAGCUCCUGUCAUCGAUGAAGUUGGAAAGGUGAUUUAUCUCCAAGUGAGCAUGAACGACGGUCUGUCCUUCAUCAGCAGCAAUGUGCACGUCACCACCACAGAGUGUUUCGAUGGCACUAUUCUCCUCAUCACCCUGCUGGUGCUGUUCCUUCUGCUGGCCAUGCUCUUCAUGUGGUGGUUCUGGCCUCUCUGCUGCACUGUGGUAAUCAAAGGACCUCCUCCUCCACCUCCUCCUGAGCCUGAGUCCGAUGAUGAAGAUGGUCUGCCCAAGAAGAAGUGGCCCACUGUGGAUGCCUCAUAUUAUGGGGGAAGAGGAAUUGGAGGGAUCAAGAGGAUGGAGGUGCGUUGGGGAGGAAAGGGUUCGACCGAGGAGGGAGCUAAGCUGGAGAAGCCGAAGAACGCUGUGGUGAAAAUGCCGGAGCAGGAGUACGAACCCUUCGAGCCCAAACCCAAGAAAGCUCACAACAAGAAGCCCACUCAGAACCGGAAGUGGUACACGCCCAUCCGGGGUAAACUGGAUGCUAUCUGGGCUCUGUUUCGCCGCGGGUAUGACCAGGUCUCUCUGAUGAGACCCCAGCCCGGGGAUCAUGGUCGUUGCAUCAACUUCACAAGAGUGAAGGAUGAGUCAGCAGCAGCCAAGGCCCCGCCUCGCACUCCCAUCCACACGCCCUCGGCGCCGCCACCGGACUACCAACCCCUGACCCGCACCGCCUCCUCGUCUCCCACCUCCAGCAGCCCUCCUGCCAGAUCGCCCCCAUCAGGCCCGGUACCCCCAGGUCUGCCGCCGACCCGCACGCCCCCUGGGCUUCCCUGUCCACCACCAUCGCGCCCCCCGCCCAGCCUCCAACCCUGAAUCUCACAGACAAAGCCCCCAAACACCCUGGCUUUGAUAAACAGACUUACAGCUCUGUUGACCAGUUCUUUCAGUUUGAAGGCCGUCAACCUUCUACCUGGGCCAAAGAUACUCCUGCUAUAAGCCAAAGAUUUUGAAUCCCAGUCACUCUGUUGUUCUUCUCGUAUGGGAGAGAGUGUCAAGUUAAACAGUUGAGUCGUUUCACACAUGCUACCACAAAGCAUGGAUCAAUUCUGCUGGCUGAAAAAGAUUUAAUACCAAAGACAGUUGCUAUAAAGAAAUAUUACUAACCUCGAUGUCCACGAUACAGUUUCAAGUGCUAAAGUGAAAUCAUUGCAAAAGCUAAUUUCCUACAGAGCACCAGUCUGUUUGACUUCACAUUUCAUUCCAUACAGAAUGAACAAGAAAUACUUUAACUUUGUGUUGGGAGGAUUGUUGCUGGACAGCAAAGCAUGUUGGGACAGGGAAGUCCACAGAAGAGUAUUGCAAUGGGUGAAACUUGUUUAAUUUUAAUCAACUACUGAGUUAUGCCAUUGUUAUUGAGAAUGAAUUUGAAAAGCAGGUUGUACAUGGAAAGUAACCAGGUUAAACUCCAUUUCUCCAUUGGAGCGAGGUUUUGAGGAAUUUGAUUUCCAAGCAAAUUCAAUCAGUCGUGUUGUUAAAAGUAAAAGAAAAGAAAACAUGAAAUUUGUUUAGAAAUGUUUCGUUUUUUCCACCUUUUUGUUUUGUUUCUCCGACAACAUGCGAACCCAACAGAUUCCAGCCCUCAAAUAAAGAGACGACAGUGACAGUGUCAGGGAAGUGUACAGAUGUUAAAUGGAAGGUUUUUUACAAAAUGUUUGAGAUGUGUUUUUCAAUGCUAUGUCUUUGAGGCCUUGGAUUUUGUCCUUAACCACCUUUUCAUGUAGUUGAAUUAAGAUUACAGCAUUUAUAUUUUUUUUAUUUUGUGUUUUUUUUACUUUGGUAUCUGCGCACAUAGACUGCUGGGCAACUACAGUAUGUAUUUGUUUGUUGUUAGCAUUGGAACAUUGAAGCAUAUAUGAAAUCAAGCAACCAGGUUAAACGUCUUUGCUCACAUUGUUUAGUUUUUUUUACUUUGAUACCAUUAUGUGUUUUUUAUAUCUUCAGUUUUAUCAUUGCCGGUCACAUUGCAGGUCACAUUGCAACUGCAGGGCAGUUCAAAGAGCAUCUAAUUUAUUUUACUCCCCCGAGAGGACUAUAGGAGAGUACUUGAAUAUCGACAAGGUGUCCAACCACCAAGACGGACACUGUGCGCAGACUUUAGAAACACAACACAUAGCCAGUUAAAAGUCAUAUAAGGCUUACCAGCAUUUCUCAACCCCUCAGCUACUCUGAAAAACUACGAUGGAGGAUUAGGGCCAUGUUGAAGAAAAAAAUACUUCUAAAAUUUUGAGUAUGAAGUCGUAAUUGAGAAGAAACUCAAUAAUACAAGAAUAAAGUCGUAAUUUUAUCAAAAUUAAGGGGAAAAAAUAUUUUUACGAAAUAAGUAGCAAGAACCCAGUUUUGCAGGACUUUGAAUUUAUUUACUGAACAUGGCCGUAAUAAUCUGAAACUGAACGUAACCCUUUUACAUUCAGUAGUGUGUAAACUGGGAAGAAUAAAAACACAAUUGUGUGAAUCUUGGCAUUAUGUGUCUGAAGCUCUUUUCUAUAGCAGCUGAAAAGACGCCACUAGUGUCUACAGGUCAUAUCAGGAAAAACAUUAUUCCUCUAAAACUGAAUAAUGAAGAAGUAUGAUAUUAUGACUUUAGAAAAUCUGUUGAAAAAUGCUGGUAUUUCUUCUAUAUCCAGUGACUUAUGGAAUUUUCUCCCUUGACUUUUCUUUUUUUUUAUACUUUUAAACGUACGUCGUUCAGUUAUGUACUGUACCAUUGUGUCACCUCAUGCAUUUGUAAUCAGUCGCAGUGUCUUAAAAAAAAUGAGUCUCCACUGCUGAGGGAAAGGUCCUGAAGUAAAUUGUUUCACAAAUUAGUAUAAUAAACCUUUUAAAUUUUGAAUUGGCCUGCUGGAGUUGAAUCAACUCAUAAUAGUGGGUGUGAGGAACAACUGUUAAAUGAACUGGGCAAGGUGAAUGGGAAUAUUGCUGAAACGUUUCUAGCAUCAAAUUUGACUGCAUUCCCACAACCCUCAGCUUCUUAUUUCUUCAUUACAAUUUUCAUUUUACGAGGCUUCAUUUUCCCACAGUUGGUAGUAUCAUAAAGAAAAUGGUACUGACAUUCAGUUGGUAUGGGUCCAACUAGAAUGGCACUCAGUAAAGUUUAGAGCUCCUCCAAAGCCUCCUUAUGAAACCACAUUUAAAUUCAUCAGAUCCUGAUUUUUAUUUGGAUCUGCUCCAAAUUUCACACUUAUAAAUAUCAGUCCCGGUAAUGUAAUGUCUGAUUUUUAACAUGAAGUUCCAUAAAUGAAUCUCUGACAAAUCAAGAGACAUGUAGGAAAAAAAUCCAGCCUAUCUCGCGAUGUUAAAGAAAGUGGAAAAAGUUCCUGGAUCCACACUAAAAUUUAACGGACUCUUACCUGACCCACACCACAUCCUCCCACCACGUUUUGUGGAGAUCUGUCUGGUAGUUUUUUUGUAAUCUUGUUCACAAACAAACAAACCAACCAGCAAAGAAACGGACAGGGGUGAAAACAACCUCGUUGGCAGAAAAACAAAAACAGAACAGAUCAGACUCUGGCCGGUAUCACGGUUUGUUAAGUUACACAAUUCUGUUGCGUUACAUUGUGUUUUGCUGCGACAUCAAACUGCACCUUUGUGAGACUUCAUCCUUUAACUCCCGUCAGGCUGCCGAGUGAUCGAAGCUCUAAACCAAAGCAGGUCUCAGCUCCUUCACUGACGCCAUGUAUUUCAUAUGUGAAAUGAACAUUCCUCGGUUUCGUUACCUUGGUCCCAGCAAUGCAUCUUUUCUAAUUUGCUCUAAUAAUAAUAACAACUUUAUUCACAGCCAAGAAGAAUUACAGUAUAAAUGCAGCAUCAGUGUUUGAAAGGGAGGUUCUGCAGUUGUUAUCACUGUCAGAUGAGUAGAGAUGCAUUAUGUUAACCAGUGUAUUAAACAGCAGUACUGAAGCAAAUAUGAAAGACGUAUAUGAUUUUCUUCGUUGGUUGACGUGACUUUUUUGAACAGUAUCAAUAAAGGUUGACUUCCAAGCUUC